Messenger RNA from Anneissia japonica, 5796 nucleotides. Its product is annotated as calsyntenin-1-like. Gene Ontology annotation, molecular function: calcium ion binding; X11-like protein binding; amyloid-beta binding. Bases 134 to 3025 code for a protein of 963 amino acids. The transcript has 17 exons. Gene Ontology annotation, biological process: positive regulation of synapse assembly; positive regulation of synaptic transmission; homophilic cell-cell adhesion. The record is from RefSeq and is a predicted model, not a curated record. NCBI's taxonomy places the organism in Eukaryota, Metazoa, Echinodermata, Crinoidea, Comatulida, Comatulidae. Gene Ontology annotation, cellular component: cell surface; postsynaptic membrane.
UCCAGUGUACAAAUACAGUGAGUGGUGGCCAUUUUGGUCUCAUUUGUUAUUUUUUCAGUGGUUCGGAAUUCAAUAUAUAUAUUAGUUUAUACGAAGUUGGACAUACGAAAACAGUUGGAGUACAUUUUCUAGGAUGGCUAGUGCAAAAGCACUAUUUCUCUUUGCUGUGUUUUUACACUUGGACAGCAUAUAUUGCCAAGGUAUUACGACAGUGAGCACAGCAGUACAUAAUAGUUAUAGGCCUUAUAUAGAAGAUGCCAGUUAUCAUGGAGAAAUUGACGAAAAUACAAACUCUGUAAAUUUACAUCCCCACAUAUUUGCAAAAGAUGACGACGAGGGUGUUAAUGGACAGAUAUGUGCAUUUCACGUUCUGGAUGAAACGGUACCAUUCCGCAUCGAUGUUGUAGACAAGAUAACUGGUCAAGGGAACCUUGUGGUCCUCGACCCGGAGAGGAUUGAUUGCGAACGGCAAUCAGAAUGGAAAUUUGAAAUACAAGCUGGUGACUGUGGCAAUAUUGCACGAUAUUCUCACAAAUCUACAGUGCAUAUUGUAAUGGCGGAUGUCAACGAUAACAAACCGUACUUUAGCAAGAUAGCAUAUGAAGUUGCUGUGGAUGAGGGUGAGUUGUUGAAGAACUUUACCCAAGUGGAGGCCCUUGAUGAUGAUUGCUCCGCCCAGUACUCGGCAAUCUGCGAGUACGAGAUCAUCACACCUGACGUUCCUUUUAUCAUUGACAAUAAAGGAAGAAUAUCUUCUACCAAACCUUUGAACCCAAGUGACGUGUCCUCCCACGUGUUCUCCGUCGCAGCGUACGAUUGUGGUAACAAAAAGAGCGAUGCUGUUACAGUGACUGUCACAGUCAAUCGUCUUUGCGUACAAGGAAUCAAGGGUUUAUCAAAACGUAUUGAGUACAUGCCUGAUACUGACAACCACAUCCUUGGAGCCAAGAUGUUCCUGGAGCUGUGUGCUCCUUCCAAGUGCAAUUCCAGCUCCGUUUCCAUGGUAUUUGAGAUGGAAACGGACCACAUCGUAAUGGGAUGUGAUCGCGACACUUACUCUGUGGCAGCACAACGUCAAGUUUGCAAUGCACCUGAUGAGAUCAUUGACCUACUUCCGACCCCAAAUGUCGGUGAGAAGUGGACUGAAGAUCUGCAAACUGACGAAGGGCAUGAGAAUACUCAAGUAUACAAGUUUAACGGAGAAGACAGCCAAGUAUCCAUCCCUGACAAGUUCCUGCCAAGUAGUUUAAAUACCACGUUCAGUAUAUCGACUUGGAUGAAGCACGCUCCUGAGAAAGACAUCAAAGAAACCAUCCUCUGUUAUUCAGAUGCUGAGGGAGCAGAGCUGCCAGAUACAAGUAAUGCUACCACAGUUAGAACAAACUACACAGACAGAAUGAAUCGUCAUCACAUGGCGCUUUACAUCCACAAUUGCCGUCUUGUUCUGCUGGUUCGUCGCCAUGGGGACGACCCCGAUGAUUAUAGACCAGCCGAAUGGCGAUGGAAACUCUCCGAAGCUUGCGACAAAGAAUGGCAUCAUUAUGUUGUUAAUGUUGACUUACCAGAGGUUAAAUUAUACGUUGAUGGACACCACUACGCCGCCCAUCACAUUGUGACAGAUCGACCACUACAUCCCACAGCCUACAAGUCAACACUUACCGUAGGCGCAGCUUGGGAAGGUGCUUUGCGACAAUAUAUUGACCAUUUCAAUGGAUAUUUGACUGGACUAGCAAUUCUACCUGGGAAGACAGAGUCUAAAGAAGUCAUUAGCUGCAUAUUUGCCUGCAAGGAGAGGUUGACCAUCAAUAAAGACACUAUCCCCAUGCAUGAAAUCACCCAAACUAAAAGUGGAAACCGUAUUACAAUUAAGGGACCUCUUGAUGAAAAUGCUCUGUCGUACACCAUGCAACAAAUUGGUUAUAUCAACGAGAGGCAGUAUCCAACUCCAGGUCAAAGGCCAUUGACUAUCACCACCAAGGCCACUUGCGAUGGACAGGCAGUGAAGAUUCGUAAGGUGGAGUCGUACUUAAUGGUUGUCCGUCCGUCCGAACCAACAAUCAUUCUUAGCGGAUCCAAUCACAUUGCUCGCAUGGCGUCCGACCUUGUCACUGGCAUUCUACCAUUGAGCGACAUUAGCAUCAUUACCCAGUUGCAAGAAGUGGAGGAGAUUGAUGAAGAAACUGGUGAACAACUAGAUCCUCUGACAGUUGCUCAGAAUCUUGAUUCCUGCUCGGUUGUGUUGGAUUCGCUCAUGUUAUCUGAGCAUGAAUCACUUACCAUCUCAUAUGAGCUUUUGGAACAGUUUAAUCUGAAGGUUAUCAGCUCAUCUAGUGGUCUCAUUGUGAAAGGUAUUCAAAGUAUUGAAAAUUACGAAGAAGUACUACACGACAUCAUCUACACAAACGAUCGAGGACAUGACUACAGAAUCUUCACGGUACAAUGCACCGAGUUAAAUGGACGCUACGUUAGUAAUGAAUUUAUGGUUCAGUUGACAAUUCUGCACAAAAAAUUAACAGCUAACCCAUUGCCAAAGCAAAUGGUGCCAAAACUAGUAAAGCCGAGGUUACAAGGUCCAGAGCUGCCGAAUGAGCUGUUGAAACGCAAAGAUCACAUGAUGUUCAAAGCAGCCAGUAAUGGACAAGAAGAUAUCUCACAGAAAAUAACAUCAAAGAAUUAUAAGUCAACAGUUGGUGGCUCUAGUAGCAUUAUGACAGCGUUAAUAGUAAUUUGCGUCGGUUUCCUGGCUUUUGUUGUUUUCCUUGGAUUGUUCCGCAUUUACAUGGUCCAUCGCAAUAGUGGUGAAGAGAAACAGGACAUGGACUGGGACGACAUGUCAUUGAAUAUCACAAUAAACCCAAUGGACCCUGAAAAUGCCCAAGAAGUAAUGGAAGAUACGGACAGUAGCGAGGAUGAGGAUGAAAGUGCCAACAAUAGCGACGAGUCUGAAGCAGAAGAGGAAGAGGAGGUUUUGGAACCAGUAAAAGGAUCUCCAUUGGAAUGGGAUGAUGGCAACUUAAAAAUGUAAUUGGGACAAGUUUUCAACAACAAAGAAAAUCUCAACUUUAUAUGUUUCUUAUUAUCAUACCCCUACAAAAAUAUAUCGAUAAAUGUUUUUAAAUUAUUUUUCCUUUCAUAGCACUGUUCGACAUUUACAUAUUUGGUGUUUUAAGUGUUUUUAGUGGUAUAAAUUGAGCAGUGAGGCAGGGGAAGAAAUGAUGUAAUUUUUGAGGAAAAAAAAUGAAUGUAUUAAUAAUAAUAAUAUAAUGUAAACAAAGGUUUUGAGAAUUGAAUGAUCAGCAUUGCUUUUAUUCAAUUGACUCAAGUUUGUGGAGGUAGUCUCUGUAGGUGCUCUCAUUCGUAUAUAUUGUAAAUUUCCCUAUGAAGAAGAAUAAGCAAUCCAAGAAGUAUUAAAAUAUGUUCUUGUUCUUAAUGGUUACCAUACUGCUGCCUUGAUUGUAGCCCUUUCCUGUUAAUACACUUUUAAACACAAAAUCAUAAAGGCCAAGUUCGUUCCAGUAACCUAAAAUCUUUUGGUAUAGAUUAUUAUUACCGUAACUAUAUGGAAAUAUCGGAUCAAUAUAAUUUUCACUUUUGGAUGUGCUUAAAUAUAUGCAGAUAUUUAAGCAUGUCCUUUUUCUAAUUUAUACCGUAAUAUUAAUUUAGUAAGGAGUGGGUUUUCUUUAUUCAUCAUGGGAAUUAUACCGACAGCAGUAUGGUAAUCGUAGAACAUAGAAUUUGACUAAAAAGGCAGUUGAUCCUAUUAUACAGGAAACCGUAUUUUUAAAAACCAAAGCGGCCUCAUUUAUUUGACAAGCCGAAAAAAAAGCUUUAGGUGGCGGGUGACCAAACUAUCUCACAGGACUUUGCCGUCUUUUUCCAUUGUUAUAUCAUCCCAAUGUACAAAGUGGGAAAUAAAGUGUAGGAUAAUGAGUAAAAAUGUAUCUUGAAUAAAGUAUGUACAAAGAGAGAGUUGAGUGUUAUGAAAGGUUCAACUUCAGUGGGGUGAGGGAAGCAAGAUAUUCAAGAAAUUAUGUGUUAAUUAUUGUAAGAUUUUAAGUAAUAAUAUUUUUUUAAAGUCAAGAUUGCAUGUAAUUUUUGAGUGCAUUUGUUAGUUUGGUGAGUUGCUUUCUUCUCAAUACUCAUAUUGCUUCAGUCUUGAGCUUCUUGUGAUGGAGAACAGUAAGAUAUUUUUUUGAAGAAAGGGCAAUUUUUGACCAUUCCUAGAAUGUUUUUGAAAAAUGAUUGACAAAUGAUUAUGAAUAUAUAGGAAGAUGAUUACAGUAUUUUUUGAGAAAGGGAAAAAGUAAUUUACUGGACUUCUUAUUUAAUUAAUUCUUAAUUUCUAUUGUAAUAAAAAGUGUGUUUUAAUGUGAAUUGGUUUUUUGUAGAAAAGUACUUGCCAAUAUUUCAUUUGUUAUCUAUAUAUUUAUGAAUUUUGGUAAAAUAGGAAUACAAUACAUGUAUGGAUAAAAAGUAAAAAUGACAAGAUAGAAAGUGGUUUAAUUGGAUAAAUACUAAAGUAGAAAGAGGAACAAACUUGUCCAGACAGAAUGUUAGCAAGUAACACUUUUGUGCAUCUCUAUUUAAAAUGUUAAAGUUUAUUGGAAAAGUUGUUUUAUUCACGUGUCGCACGUUGAAUGGUUUUAUUGUCAAUUAAGAUUUAAAUUUGUUCAUCGUUGUUUUCUUGUCUUAAAUGUUCUGCUUUCAGUAUUAAAGUGUAGAGAUGUUAAUGUUGGAGUAUUUUUUGUUCUUAUUAAUUUUAUUAAUUAUUCCUUUUUUAUUAUAUAUUGCAAGCUACAUCAGAUAUAAAUGGGGUGUACAGUAGUAAAUUAAGCAUUAAAUAAGGCCAUAAAAUUAAUCCACUAGUGUUAUCUGUUUUAACAAAUACGAUAUCAAUUAUUGAGUUUACUAUAAAUCCUUAGAACGCACUUUUUGUAUAUUAUGACAGAUUUUAGGCAAAACAAAAACUGUUUUGAUUUUAUGUAUGUUUGCUAGCAAACAUUGCGUGUAAUCUUUCAUAGAUAAGAAUACUGUAGUAAUGGUAAAUAAGAUAAUGUUAUUGCUAUAAUUAUUAUACAGUAAUAAAAAACUGUGUUGUCUCUAGAUCUUAAUAAUGUACCUUGUGGCUUGUAAUAUAUCAAUUCAUUCGCUGUAUAUGUUGUUAGUCGAAAAGUUCUACAAAAACACAAAUAUGAAUUACGAUUAUAAUCAUCCAAAUCAAAAAUUGUAUCCAAAAAUACAUCAAAAUUUAUCUCUUUUACUUGUGACAUUAAAAAAAAAAAAUCAGUCAUCUUUUGUGGAGCUUUUCAUCAACUUUUAUCUAAAAUUAUACAAAACUAAGGAAAAAAUAUGGGUGUCGAUUUAAUACUAUAUAUAUUAUUCCUUUCAAGAGAAACUUUCAUGGUUUUUUUUUUUUCCAACAUGAAGCCUAUUUGCAGGUGGAUAAUUAUUCUCAUUAUUUUCAAUUUCCUCAUUAAAUCAUUUCAAUGUAAACAAAUUAUACUCAAAAAGCAAGAAUUUGAAAAAGAUUGGAUUGAGAAUGUUGAAAUACGCUCCGAUAAAUGCAUGUUAGUGCAGGAAUAGAGAACCGUGCCUGUAGCAGUUGUACAUGAAAUUUCCCAUUUUUUUUUGGCAAAGUUAAGUUUUCUCCAAUGUUUCAACUUAUUCAAGGUUCUCCAACAAACAGGUUAACUUUCAGAAUGGACUUGUAUAAUUUAUCACUUACUAUUUUUUGCUUUAUCUUUCUGUGUGUAAAGUGGCUUUAUUAAAACUUCUCAAUUUGAUUGACCCCAAAAA